GGCAAGGUCAGAGCCAUCCCUGAGAGCUCCCCCAGCAGCUCCACCUGCCCCUCGCCUGGCUACGACUGCCACGUCUCCAGCGGGAGCAGCCAGUACUACGUGUACGAUAGGUGAGCGGGGCGGGAGCGGCCGAGCGGCCCCGCCAGGUGUGUCCCUACGUGCUGCUGUCCUGCCAGUACCGCCCGCCCCGGGAGAUGCCCGCGCCGGCCCCGCCGCGCCCAGCGGAGCAGAACCACCAAGAGCCGCGGGCGCUGUGGGCGCCGUGCCCGUGGCGGGGCCAGCUGUGCAUCGGGGGGCGGCGCCUGUGCACCAUCGGCCUGAGGAGCCGGCACUGCGCGGGCAGCGUGCCCGCCCAGCUGCCUCCCAGCCUGGACAUCAAACACGUCAUGGGAUUGUCUGACUUGAAGAAAAAACUUCCAGAAGCUGCAUUUGGGAAAAAAAAUUACACUAGGAAUGAAGUCUGCUUUCAGGGUGUUUACUCCAGUCUCUACGAGGUGGAGAUAUCCAACAAGGAUCAAUCCAAAAUGGAUCAGCUGGUGGAAAACCUGAAGGAGAAGGACUUGGCAAUCAUCAAAUAUUUACAGGACCAAGGAGUUCUCAUCCUGCUCACGUCCUCGGCCUUGGCACGGGACGAUGGCCUGGAGCCCAAGGAGCCCGUCAGCCUGCUGGCCCUGUUCCUGUUCAGCUCCCCCCGGGCCCUGAGCCCCCGAGUGGAGAAGCAGGACUCCAGGGGCAGGAAGGAGGGCAGUUCCAGGAGCUCCAUCUCCCUGAGGAUCGCCUCCGUGCUGCCGGGGCUGCGCUACGCCCUGCGCAAAGCGGCCGCUUCCUCCUGCGGUGCCGCGGGCAGCCCCCGCAUCCAGGAGCACCUCCAGGAAUAUGCAGAGCUCCAGGGAAGCUCUCCGGGCAGCCCUGGCCCGGGCAGUGACGUUCCCAGUGUCCCUGUCCCCUCUCCAUGCCAGGAUGGGGAUGCUGUCCCUUCCCAGAAGCUCUCGGAGCAAUCCCUGGCCCAGCUGCGCCGUUACCUCUCCGACCCCAGCGGCUUCACCCUGGGAAUCUCAGCUGCCUUGCAGUGUCUCCGUGGGGCUGGCAGGAAUGUGGCAGCUGAUCCUGGCAAUUCCUCCUCCUCCUCCUCCUCCUCGGUGCCCCCAGGUGCUGCUCCUUGCACCAGAGCAGCGGGAGCCAUGCGGGAUAAGAGAGAACUUCCCAGUCCCGCCCCAGAGAGAUUCCUUAAAAGUGUCACCUCUCCCACCAAGCCCUGGGGCCGGGAGCUCAGGAGGAAAUCCAGCAGGAUCCUCAGGAAGAACACUCCACCCCCCAAGGCACAGACACCUCCUGGGGAGAGCAGCAGCAGGAGCAGGGAGGCGGCCAAGAAGAAAACCAACGGCGCUUCCUCUUGUCCCAAAAAAUCGGCGUCCACGGGAAAUUCCAACGAGCCCAUGCUGAAAUUGGCCAAUUUGCAGUUGCCACAUGGAAGGAAAAGAGGUGCAGAGGUCCUGGCUGCAGAAAUUGUCCACAAACCCCAGUGUGAAAGUGCUGAGAAGGAAAGCUCAGCUCCCAGCAGUCCUGCUGUGGAGGCAAAGAGGCCAAAAACCCUGGAAAACCUGGACACAAAGAAGGUUCCUGUCACUGAGGGUGGCACAAAGCCAGGGAAAAGCAAAACGCAGAAAAACGUGGAAAACAGAGCGGCAAAACCUCCGGAGAAGCAGCAGGAGGAGAGCGAGCGGAAGGAGCAGCCCUCAGAGCUCCCGAGCGAGGCCUCAUCCCAACCCCCCGGAGCAGAAAUCCCCAGGAAUGUUCAUCCCAUGGCAAUUCCCAGCUUUGCCUUUGCCCUGCCAGGGGACAACAGCGACUCCCACGCCCUGAACCUGCUGGCUGACCUGGCGCUGGGCUCCUGCAUUCCUGCCUUUAUUCCCAAAGAUUCUGGGGUGGUCCCCGUGGAAUCCGGGGAUUCCUGCGAGCAGCAGAGCCCGUCCGAGCCCAAAUCCCUGCGCGUGGCCUCCGACCACAAAUACCACAGGGCAGACAAGCAGGGCAAAAAAUCCACCUCCGCCUACAGCAAGGUGUCCCAGAGCCAGGCGCUUCCUGAGCAAACAGAUCCCAGCCAGCUGGCCUCUCCUCCCAGGGAGAAAACCUCUGGGAUUGUCAGCAGGAGCAGCGCCGGGUUCCAGGCGUUCCCUCCCCGCCCAGCCUGCGAGGUGAACUCACACUCCAUCAUCUCAGCCGAGCACUCCUACGCCUCCCCCAUGCCCGAGGAUCCCAAAGCAACCCCAGAUCCCAAAGGGAAUAAUCCCAGGAGCGCCCCAGCAGCUCCCUUGGUGGGGAAGGUGCUGCCGUUCCGGCACCAGCAGAGCAGCGCCGCCGAGCCCGCCCGCAGCCGGAGCUCUCCCAGGAAAAAGGAGGAAUUCUCCAAGAGCCACACGGUGAAUCUCUGUGGGAGCUCCAUGAAGGUCACGUGCCGCUGGGAAGAGGAAUAUCUCUUCCACCUGGACAGCAGGUACACCAACGAUUCCCUGGAGAAAACCGUCAUCCGGGCCCUGCAUGGGCCCUGGGAUCCCGAUCUUCCCGACGACGUGGAGGGGAUGAAGCUGAUCCUGCACAUGUGGGUGGCUCUGUUCUACAGGAAGCCCAGCAAGCUCCUGAGCAGCUCCAGGAAGGUGGUGGAGCACAGCAAUCCCAGCAAAUUCGUCUCCAUCAACAGCUCCGGUGGCUUCCUGGAGCUCAGUGACGACAGCCAGGACUGCUUUGGCUUCGAGACGUGUCCUGCGGACUCGGGCUCGGAUCCUGACCAGACUCCCAGCAGCUCCCUGGAUGCCAGCGCCCCUGCCCAGGGCGGCCCCCAGCCCCAGAGGAGCGCCGCGGACUCGCAGACGGACGCGGACGGGGCUGCCGGAGCUGUGGACAGCACGGUGUCCUCCUCCUCGGGGGAGCUGCCCUGCGGGGAGGGGGAGGAGGAGGAGGAGCCUUCCUCCACCAGCUGUCCCGAGAGCCUUCCCCUGCCGGAUGGUUCCAGGGAAAAGCUGGAUGGGGCGGGCGGGGAGCCCGAGGGCGUUGCCGAGGAGAGAGCGCGCGGUGUCUCCAGUGUCACCGAUGUCUCCAGUGUCACUGCGGAGGAGCCAGCCAAGCAGGAGCUGCUGGAUGCCAGGAUCACCCCCAGCCCUCCCGAGGAGCUCGGCUGUCCCAGCAAAUCCCCGGAUGCGCCAGAAAACGCCGGGAGCCAAACCCCGAACUCCAGCACAGCUCCAUGGACAGACCCCCCGUGUGCAGCUCAGGAAAACGGGGAGCAGCAGCAGGAAGCAGGCUCAGGGAGUGGCCCCGGCCCUCCCGAGGAUGAGGAGGGAGCGGGAGGCUCUGGGCAUUCCCUGGAAGGUGAGGGUGGCGCUGAUCCACAGCCUGCCUGUGAUUCCUUGGAAGCAGCUCCUGGAAGUGCAGAGCCUGGGGGAGCCCCUGAGGAAGGGGAGGAAUGCCAGGAGCCCUCAGAGCACUCAGAAAAGGAGAGAGAGGAGGAGGAGGAGAAGAAGGAGUGCGAGGAGUUGGAGGAUGAAGGCUCCUUCACGGGCCCCGUGGGUUUGGUGCUGUCCGAGAGCAGCGAUGCUGAGAUGGAAUGCGAGCAGAAUCCGGGGAAUUCGGCAUCUCCUGAGGAGUUUGGUGUUCCUGAACAGGAGCCCGUGCCCAGCCCCACCUCCCUGGCACCCCCCUGCCCCGACAGAUCCUCGCCAGCGCCCUCAGAAGGGGCUGGGACUGUCCCUGGAGGCUUUCCUGAGGAGGUGUCACCGAACCAGGAGGAGCUCCCGGAUCCCUGGGACGCUCCGGGCACGCCGGAGUCGGAGACAAACGGGGUUGGAGUGGCCGAGGUGGGCUCACCGCACAGUGACCACAGCGCAGUGGGGUCACACACAGUGGCCGGCCCUGUCCGUGGGGCACGGCCUGACAGCGUCACAGACAGCGCGGGGCCUGCCGGGGCCACGCCUGCCUCCGAGCCCUCCGGAGAGCGCUGGGAGCGUGCUGGGGGCGCGGGAUCCGCCCGCAGGCCGGCGGUGAGCCUGACCCUGUCCCCCGACACCAGCUCUGUGUGCCCGGCCUCUCCCCAUGGCUCCCUGGGUCCGUGGGCUGCUCCGGAGGAUCAGCCCGUGCAGAGCCUCCAGUCGCCGUCCCAGAGCGACCUGGGACUGAGCAGCUGCUGCUCCCAGCGGGGUGGGGGCGACGCCGAUCCCCACCCCAGUUCCCGGGAUGCUGAGGAGUCAAACCAAGGUGGGAACGGGGUUUUGGUGGAGGAACAGCUGGGGAGCCCCUCUGCCAAUGGCACGGAGGAGCUGGAUGAUCCCAUGGGAGCAGGAGACGGCCGGGACUCCCCCUUUGAGUACACAGACAUAGGAGAUGAGUGCAGAGCUGAGGAGAGCGGGGAUGUGUUCCCUGGGACGGAGAAUUCCCCUGGGAACGACACCACGAACAUGGAGAUGGCAGAGAUCCCUCUCCACCAUCACCUGGAACCAGAGCCCUCCUCCUCCAUCAGGGAGGGCAUCUCAGCCAUACAGGAGCUCCGCAGGCAGCAGCAGAGCUUCCCAAACAUCCACGGGGACUCAGCUCCUGCUUCUCCUGCCGCCGGACACUCUGACCGCGGCGUUCCCGCCGUGCCGGGCCGGCGGGAGUCGGUGCUGUGCCGCCUCUGGAAGCCGUGCCGGGAAGGAGGAGCCGCACACGUGAGCGUGGCUGCCUGGAGCCUGGAUGGUUCCUUCCAUCCCAGCUGUUCCCAGGAGCUGGCGGAGUCCCCAGCUCCCUGCUCUCCCGUGGAAGCGUCAGCAGAGCUGGGAUCUGCUCCUCCUUCUCCGUAUGAUCCAUGGGACGAUCCGGAGCCGGCAGAGCCGGGCUCGCCCCUCCCUGAGGCGCUAACUGGGAUGCUCCCUCCCACUCCAGACAGCGCCCGCUGGGCUGGGAGCCAGGGCAGCCCCAGGAGCAGCCCCAGGAACCAUGGCAGCCCCAGGAGCAGCCCCAGGAACCAUGGCAGCCCCAGGAACCAUGGCAGCCCCAGGAGCAGCCCCGGGAGCUGUGGUAGCCUCGGGAGCUAUGGUAGCCCCAGGAUCUGUGGCAGCCCUGGGAGGUGUGGGAGCCCUGGGAGCAGCCCCAGGAGCAGCCCCAGGAGCUGUGGCAGCUUUGGGAACCAUGGGAGCCCCAGGAGCUGUGGCAGCCCUAUGAGCCAUGGUAGCCCCAGGAGCCCUGGUAGCCCCAUGAGCGGUGGUAGCCCCAGAAACCAUGGUAGACCCAUGAGCCAUGGCAGCCCCAGGAGCCUUGGUAGCCCCAGAACCCAUGGUAGCCCCAGAAGCCAUGGUAGCUCUGGUAGCCCCAGGAGCCCUGGUAGCCCCAGAAGCUGUGGCAGACUCAUGAGCCCUGGCAGCCCCAGAAGCCAUGGUAGCCCCAGGAGCUGUGGUAGCCCUGGGAGCAGUGCCAGGAGCCCUGGUAGCCCCAGGAGCUGUGGUAGCCCCAGGAGCUGUGCUAAAAGAAAUCCUAAGGAAUGGCAAACCGCCCUUUUCUACCUCCAAAAGCCUCUUCCCGACGGACUUCUCUCCCCACGUCCCGCUGUCCCCACGCAGCAGGAGCCCCCUGCAGGUGACAAUUCCGCCCUCGGACGGGUGGCUCCGCUCGCGCAGGGACCCUCGGGCCGCCAGGAGGGGCCGGGCCCGGAGCCGGGAGCGCGGGGCCGCGCUGCGCCUGGGCCGGCUGCGGCACCAGCACGGCCCGGAGCCGGAGCCACGCGGACGGGGACGGGCGGACGGGAAGUGGCCGGCAUCCUGCACGAGUUCUCCGAGUUCCAGAGGGUGCUGCUGGCCGGGGCCCGGGCCGGGAGUGCUGCCCCGGGCAGGGGAGGCCGGGGCGCCAGGCCGGGGCUGGCCCGGCCCCGCAGGACUGCGGCGUUCCCGGGAAUGGUGGCGGAGCUGUGCGGGGCCCUGCGGUGCCGCCUGCGCCGCGUGGCCGCCAGCCGGCAGCCGGGAAUGUUCUACCUGCUGGAGACCGGGAAGGAGCCCUUCUUCGACAGGGCCAAGGCCCUGCUGAAGGCAGAGGGGUUCGUGAGGAUGGAGCCCCUGAGCUUCUGCAGAGCCCAGCACCGGGACAGCGAGCGGCUGCUGGUCAUCGUCAGGAACGAGGACAUCGCCUCCCACAUCCACACUGUGCCGUGCCUGCUGGAGCUGGAGCGCUGUCCCAGCGUGGUGUUUGCCGGUGUGGACGAGCCCGAGGAGGUGACAGGGGACACAUUCCAGGAGCUCUUCCAGGCCGGGGGGUUCGUGGUGUCCGACGAGGAGCUGCUGGAAGGGGUGACCCUGGGCCAGCUGAAGGAGGUGGUGAAGGUGCUGGAGAAGCUGAACAGGAGCGGGAGGUGGAAGUGGCUCCUGCACCACAGGGAGAGCAAGAAGCUCAGAGGAGACCUCAGGGACGAUGGCAGUGCCCAGAAGAAGCAGCUGCUGCUGAGGUGGUGCCAGGGGGCAGAGCUGCUGGAGCUGCUGCCCUUCCACGGCUGCGACGCGGCGGCCGAGCCCCGGCGCGCCCAGUGCCUGCUGGGGCUGCAGGCGCAGCACGUCCGCGCCCGCUUCGCCGUGUACCUCACAGAAAAUCCCAGCAGCAGCUGCAGGGAGAUGCUGGAAAGCAAAGGAAUUCUUGUGGCUGACAUCACCACCUUCCUCGGGACGGUGCAGAAAGUGGCUGCUCCCUUCAGAAGAAGCUACUGGUAA
Molecule: messenger RNA, 6719 nt
Organism: Camarhynchus parvulus
Lineage: Eukaryota; Metazoa; Chordata; Aves; Passeriformes; Thraupidae
Gene: TASOR2
Product: transcription activation suppressor family member 2
Exons: 19
Coding region: 195-6719 (2174 amino acids)
Biological process (GO): negative regulation of gene expression, epigenetic
Cellular component (GO): nucleoplasm
Source: RefSeq, a predicted model, not a curated record